CCCUUUGUUGACGGUAAUCAACAACAAGACACUGCUGGCCAGCCAUUACAUCACUGCGGGAAAUUUUGCUACGCUGCUUGUCUAGUAAAGACUUUCUGCAGUAUGCCUGAUCGUCCAAUCUUGGGAAAACGACCGAGUGCGAACGAUCGUGACGUCUCCCCACCUCCUACAAAGCGCAAACAGCAGUCAACAACCACGAGUAAAGCAGUAGCAAAUUUCUUCAAACCUGCGUCACAGAAGGAGAAAGACGUCGACCAAAUGUCAUGGCGGAUCUUGCAUAAGACAUUGCUUGUCGGACGCUAUGGCGCAUCAAAUACUCUGAACAACAUUCGAGGGACUGGCACCAGGAAGAUCGCCGUGUUUGAUUUCGACUCUACAUUAAUCAAGCCUGCAUCGGAUCGCAAAUUCGCCAAAGAUGCAUCUGACUGGAAAUGGUGGGAUCCAAGCGUACCGGCAAGAUUACGAAAAUUAUAUGAAGAAGGAUACCUUGUUGCAAUUCUCAGCAAUCAAGCAGGCAUAACAUUGACCCCUGAUCCCAAGAAGAUCAAGUCCGACCAGAAGCGCCUGGCAGACUUCAAAUCUAAAGUGACUACUGUUCUCAAGCAGCUUGACUUGCCAAUUACUCUAUAUGCAGCCACGGCUCAUGAUGAGUAUCGGAAACCAAGGACUGGCAUGUGGCAAGAGCUGUUGGAGGAGUAUGACCUGGAGCAAGAUGGAGCGGUCGAUCUAUCGGCAUGUUUAUUCGUUGGCGAUGCAGCAGGGCGAGAAGCUACUGAAGGUGGACUGAAGAAAGAUUUCUCGUGUGGCGACAGGAACUUCGCUGCCAACGCAGGUAUACCUUUCCUGACACCAGAGGAGUUUUUCCUCCAAGAAGCACCACGACCUUUUGUGAGAUCGUUUGAACCGGCUGCCUACAUCAAAGACGUGGAACCAAAUAGCGGUGAGAUAUCUUAUGCAAAGACCAAUCCACUCGAUAUCGUUCUACUAGUUGGUAGCCCGGGCGCAGGAAAAUCCUCUUUUUAUUGGAAGCAUCUGCAACCAUUGGGAUACGGCCGCGUGAACCAGGACAUUUUGAAAUCUAGGGAGAAAUGUCUCAAGGCUGCAUCAGCUCUACUGGAGGAGCAGACGGAUGUUGUUGUUGACAACACGAAUGCCGAUGUGGCAACGCGGGCCGACUGGAUUGCUCUCUCGAAGCAGUUCCAGAUUCCGAUCCGAUGUGUACUCUUCACUGCGCCGCCAAGUUUAUGCGAACACAACGAUGCUGUGAGGGCUAUGAAUGCAGGUGAUGAUACGAAUCCCGAGAAGCGGCUCCUUCUUCCCAAGACAGCCUUUCUAGGUUUCGCGAAGAGAUACAGCGAACCGCAGAUUUCGGAGGGCUUCCAGGAUAUCGUCAAUAUUGACUUCAAGUUCGAGGGCUCGGAGACGACUAAAAAAUUGUGGACCAAGUACUGGCUGUAA
Molecule: messenger RNA, 1458 nt
Organism: Periconia digitata
Lineage: Eukaryota; Fungi; Ascomycota; Dothideomycetes; Pleosporales; Periconiaceae
Source: the annotation of a GenBank genome assembly